AGAGCUGCUUUAGAUAUUUCUAAACAUGUUGGGAAGCGAGAAAGCUCUGACCUGUGCACCUUGCAAUAACAAUGUAGGGUUCCUGCAAAGGACCAACAGUCUGGAAGACAAGGGCCGGAUAGUCAGCUCCCUGAAGGAAAGGCAGUCCUCCAAGAGCCUGCUGGCGUGCGAGAACAGCGAGAAGGAAUCCAGGUUCCGGCGCACCGAGACAGACUUCUCCAAUUUGUAUGCCAGAGAUUUGCUGCCUGCCAAGAAUGGUGAGGAGCAGACCAUGCAGUUCCUACUGGAGGUCGUGGACAUCCUCCUCAACUACGUGAGGAAGACAUUUGACAGAUCCACCAAAGUGCUGGACUUCCACCACCCACACCAGCUCCUGGAGGGCAUGGAGGGCUUCAACCUGGAGCUCUCAGACAACCCUGAGUCCCUGGAGCAGAUCCUGGUGGACUGCCGGGACACGCUGAAAUACGGAGUGAGGACAGGUCAUCCUCGCUUUUUCAAUCAGUUGUCCACAGGCCUGGACAUCAUUGGCUUGGCUGGAGAGUGGCUGACAUCAACUGCUAACACAAACAUGUUUACCUAUGAAAUUGCCCCUGUUUUUGUCCUCAUGGAACAAAUAACACUUCGGAAGAUGAGAGAGAUUAUUGGAUGGUCAAACAAAGAUGGAGAUGGAAUAUUCUCACCUGGAGGAGCUAUCUCCAACAUGUACAGCAUAAUGGCUGCACGGUACAAGUACUUCCCUGAAGUCAAAACCAAAGGCAUGGCUGCAGUCCCUAAACUGGUUCUCUUUACCUCGGAACACAGUCACUACUCAAUAAAGAAAGCUGGAGCUGCGCUUGGAUUUGGAACAGAUAAUGUGAUUUUGAUAAAAUGCAAUGAAAGAGGCAAAAUAAUACCAGCUGAUUUGGAGGCAAAAAUUUUGGAAGCAAAACAAAAGGGAUACAUUCCUCUUUUUGUAAAUGCUACUGCAGGCACAACAGUAUACGGAGCCUUUGACCCAAUACAGGAGAUUGCAGAUAUAUGUGAAAAAUACAACCUCUGGCUCCAUGUAGAUGCUGCCUGGGGAGGUGGACUCUUAAUGUCCCGAAAGCAUCGUCAUAAAUUGAAUGGAAUAGAAAGAGCCAACUCAGUCACUUGGAAUCCACACAAGAUGAUGGGAGUGUUGUUACAAUGUUCUGCCAUUCUUGUCCGGGAGAAGGGUAUACUUCAAGGCUGCAAUCAAAUGUGUGCAGGCUAUCUCUUCCAGCAAGACAAACAGUAUGAUGUAUCCUAUGACACGGGAGAUAAGGCAAUACAGUGUGGUCGACAUGUGGACAUCUUCAAAUUCUGGUUGAUGUGGAAGGCAAAGGGUACAGUAGGAUUUGAAAAUCAGGUCAACAAAUGCCUGGAGCUGGCAGAAUAUCUCUACACUAAAAUAAAAAACAGAGAAGAAUUUGAAAUGGUUUUUGAAGGGGAGCCAGAGCAUACAAAUGUAUGUUUUUGGUAUAUUCCGCCAAGUCUCCGGGGCAUGCCAGACUGUGAUGAGAGAAGAGAAAAGUUACAUAGGGUGGCACCGAAAAUCAAAGCACUGAUGAUGGAGUCAGGUACUACCAUGGUUGGAUAUCAGCCUCAGGGUGAUAAAGUCAACUUCUUCCGAAUGGUCAUCUCAAACCCAGCAGCAACGAAGUCUGACAUUGACUUCCUCAUUGAGGAAAUAGAGAGAUUGGGGCAGGAGCUGUAGUACAGUGGUUGAAUUAUUUAUUUCUCUAGUUCACUGUUUUCCAGCACUGGCUAUUUUUUUAACCAAGUUCUGCAGAACAUGUUUUAAGGAAAUUCUCUUUCUGUAGGUUUCAAUCUCCUAAGACGUCCUUAAACAAAACAACUAUAGGCUACUGAAACAUAUAUGUAUUGGCAGAUCAUAUUACUGAGGGAAAAUGUAUUAUCUUGACGUUGAAGUACUAUUGACUCUUACAUUGG
This is a messenger RNA of Balearica regulorum gibbericeps (East African grey crowned-crane), 1953 nucleotides long. Lineage: Eukaryota; Metazoa; Chordata; Aves; Gruiformes; Gruidae. The record is from RefSeq and is a predicted model, not a curated record.